Trichomonas vaginalis G3 is the source of this 3822-nucleotide messenger RNA. Its product is annotated as guanylate cyclase protein. The transcript has a single exon. The record is from RefSeq and is a predicted model, not a curated record. Lineage: Eukaryota; Parabasalia; Trichomonadida; Trichomonadidae. The coding region runs from base 1 to 3822 and encodes 1273 amino acids.
AUGAUUCGACACGUUGGAUCCACAAUCAAUUUUGUAUUAGAAGCGAUUUCUCCAAUCCUUGUAAAUAUUACAUCUUCGAAUAUCCAUCUCACGGCAAAUAGUAUUAUAGACGGCAGAUCAAGAUAUUUUAUUCUCGCGUUAGCAAUUGCAUGUUAUUUUAUUUCAACUUUUUAUUGCUUUUUAGGAACUUUAUUCCGAUCAAGUGAACCGUCUAAAGACUCAAUAAGUCAUGCUUUUAUUAAACACACAGAUUAUUUUUGGUUAAUUCAACUUCCUUGCAUUGUACAACAACUUUGGAUAAUUGAUAAGUUAUAUGACUUCGGUAUUUACAUAAUUCUUACAGUUUCAUUGACAGUUUGUGUUUUAAUUCUCAGAUGGAAUUCAACAAUACCUUUUAUUACAGCAACAAGCAAUAUAUUCGCUAUUAAAGUCUUUGGAACAUCUCUUUUAACAAUUAUUGCCCUUUAUUUUGCAGUUAGUGGCGCAUUAUCAGAAUUUGCUUCUUUAAUAUUGGUCACAGCCUUUAUUGUCAUAUUCUGUACAUUCGGAGCAAAGAAACUCUUCAAUUUUUACUGUACCUUGAUUCGAAAAAGGUCAAGAUUUAAUCCAAAAAAUUUAAUUGACUUGGAUAACUACAUUAUCCUUCCACAUUUAUCACAUGCAUUGUUUAUACAGUUAAUACAUUACUUAAUUGUUAUAAAUUUUAAGGAAAUUAACAUUUUAUUAGUUGCUGCUAUAGAUUCUGAACGAGAUCCAGAGCUAACACUUGAAUGCGCUAAGUUAUUGAUGAUACAUUCUAUUAUUCCUCACAGAGUUCGAGAAAUGUUGUUAGAUUUCGCUAUCAAAAGCGUAUCUUUCCUUUCUAGGCCUACUUUGUGCGAAAUUCAGUAUAAAAUGGAUAAAUUCAAGAACACUGAUGAAGAUAUUGGUGAUUGCUUACAAGUUUUGGACGAUGCAAAACAAAAGGCUAAAAUUGCCCUUUAUGCUUUUGUGAACUCUUUAGUCGAUUCUUCACAAAAUAAGCAAAAGUAUAUAAAUUCAAUAAAUUAUGCGCUGCAGUCGCAUGAAUACUGCAAAAUGGCUGAGUACGCAAUAGAAGGAAACCCAAUGAGCUGUGAAAUCAUUACAAAUUAUUAUGAUUAUUUAAUUCACUGCACAGGUGACUUCAAGAGGAGUAAUGAACUAUUCAACAUAUCGAAUAGGAUCCAUAACUCAUUUAUAAACAUAUCUGGAAACACUCAUCCAUUUGUAGACAAUCAAUCAAAAUUUAAUAUACAAAGUGAAGCAGAUAUCGAGCAGAACAUAACUCACCAAAAAGCUUUAGACAUAAUAGUUAAUUAUCCACAGGUAAUUUUCUUAACUUUCGCAACAUUAUUGGGAAUUAUGUUAAUUUUUCCUGCUUAUACGAUAGAAUGGUUUUUAAACAGUUUCACGUUCAAUCCUGAGAUUUAUUUCAGCAGAAACCACUCUCCAGUACAAUUUAUAACCACAUUUUGCAGUACAUUACUCGAAUUAGCUUUUGCGAAGUUCGGAAGAGUACUUCCAAACACAGUUAAUCGGUUAUCGUUAGAGCCAAUUGCUAUUUCAACGCUCAGACAGUAUUUAAAUUCAAUAAAAUGUCCAACAGACAACCUACCAAUAUUUAGCGGGAUAGGACAAGAUGCAGUAGACUUUCCUGAGAAUUUCUACAGUAUUUUGACCAACCAAGUCGAAUAUUAUGAAGAUAAUUUAUCAAAUAUCAGAAUUAUGGAAGAAACUCAAACAGAACUCAACAAAAUGUAUGGUAUUUUUGAUAAAUUGAUUGAAAGAUAUUUCAUUACUUCUCAAAAAACAAAUGAUAUCGUGAAUUUCAAGUCAACAACGAUAUGUUUCGCGACUACGAUUGUUUUAGCUAUAAUUCUUGCUGUUGUUACGCUUAUUGUAUACACGAGGUAUAUAUUUACCAUAAUAAAUGUCAUGGAAUCGAUUGAAAUGACGACAUUAGAAGAAUUUCGUUCGAAAUUGUUUCUUUCCAUCAACCAGAACAAGACGAAUAUUGAAGGAGACCAAGAAAUAGAUAACGACGGUGCUCUAGAACUUGAAGAAAUCGAGACAAACGAAGUAAAUCACUUUGGACAAGUAGAUUACACUGAUUUACUUGAACAUAGUACGAAUGCUCCAUUAUCUUUGAGUGUUUUUGAUGCCGCUCGUCCGAAAACAUUGAUUUUUUAUAUUUUUAUGCUGAUAAUUUUCAGAUAUCUCCUUUGUCCAUUGACUUAUUUGAUUUAUAAGUCGACAAAAAGCAAUUACGUUGAAGAACAAAUUGCUACACAGAACGAGAUUAAUUAUAUCUCUAAUUUACUCCUUCAAUUUCAUAUAUUGAUUGUAAACAUGACAGGAACAUCAAUGUUUUCUCCGAAAGGAAUUAAGAUCAACCCUGAAUAUGACAAGGAUAUGAACGCGAUAAUAGAAGAAUGGAACCAGUUUACCACUCGUUAUACGGAGUUACCACAUAUGUAUAACAUUAAUUUUACUUUUAUCAAAUUUUACAAAAUUUAUCCAUUUAUGACGAAACUUUAUAAGCAAUCUUCGUCGUUUUCGGAGUCUAAUGCUAUGUAUGACGAGAGUUUGUUCUGGUUCGGUACUUUUCUUGUUAUAUUUUUAUAUAUUUGUGCAAUUGCAAGAUUUUCUAUGGUUCAGAAAUACGUUCAAGAGUCAAUUCGAAGACUUAUAUUAAUUUUGCACUCAAAGUACUCUGCUUCUAUAUUAAUUUUGAUGAAUGAUCUUGCAUUAGAAUCUGGGAACCACAGUUUCGAUUUUGAUGAGAUUUCUGAGCAGAUUGUGAAACAAUUAAGGGACCCUGUCAUCUUUUUCAACGCAGAUCUCAUUGUAACAGGUGUAAAUCAACAAGCAACUGCUCAAUUAAACUUAUCUGAUUAUUUAUACCAUUUAGAGACUAUUCUACCAAUUCCUGACAACAAAGACCUGUUCAAAUACCUCUUUAAUAUACGUCUUCCUUAUGGAGUAAGAGCUAGGAGAUGUUUUGAUUUUAUUGUUCAGACAAAAGAAGGAAAGAAGCCAUUUUCAGGUUGUUUAAUACCAAUAACUAAGGAUAAUACCAUCGAAUACGCAAUAACGAUGCGAGAUCGUUCAGAUAUAAUUGAAAUGAAGAAAGACAUGGACUUCUUAAAGAUGUUGGUGCAGAGACAACUUAAGCGGCUCAUUCCUUUACCUGUUUUCGACAUGAUGGUCGAUGACAACCUUCAGCAAGUUUUUUCAUCAGAUGAAUCAGCUGUUUUAUGCGUCAGAUUGAACAAAGUCAACAAUAAAAUACCUGAUGAGAACUCCUACAUACUAGAUGAGUCCGAUAUUACGCAAAUGGCGCUUUCUAUUUUCGAUAAAUUAGUUUUGAAGUACACAACGAUCACAAAACUAAGAUCUUUUAAUGGAAACUUCAUUUUCGUGUCCUCUUUGUUCACGAAACAGUCAGUUGAAGUUUCAUUAAAAAAUCUUUUAGAUUUAGUCACAGAUUUCGCAAUAGAAAUCCACAAAAAUCUCGAUUACGAGUACUUGUUCAGCGCAUCAAUCAAUUGCGGUGGACAAAUCUUUGGAUCUUUGAGUGGAAUCACGAGAACUUUGUUUGACGUCUGGGGAGACUCGAUGAUCAACUGUUUCGACUGUUUGGACUUGGUUCCUCCUGGAAAAAUACUUUUCCUCGAAAACGCGUACGAAAAAUUUUCAAAUAAGAAUGAUUUGAGUUUGUACGUUGUACAGAGAGAAUUACCUUACAAAGUGUAUGUCACUAACUCAUACAUCGGUAUGAACUUCGAUUAUAAUCUAUAG